UUUCAACAUGCCCCCGACCCCAGAACGGCGGCCUAGUAGCGAGUACGGCACUUGCGCCGCGUGCGAGAACGCCGCGGCACACGACAAGUUGAUGCAGCUGUCGCAGCCAUGGAAUCCCUUCCGUCGACCCACAUGGCAGUCUGCCAUCGUGACAACUGUCGGCGCGUUCAUCAUCUUUCUCGCCAACCAACUCACGACGCUGCUCGUGGGAUUCUAUCCUCUCUAUGCUCAACAGUCAUUGGGGGCGUCCGAGUUUCAGGUCUCGGCGCUUUUCUCCGUCUACCCCCUGUGCAUCAUGGUGGCGUGUCCAUCUGGCUCCUUCCUCGCCACCCGACUAGGUCGCAACGCCGUCAUCUGUCUUGGACUCUUUGUCAGUGGUCUCUCAACCAUUUGGUUUGCCUACUGCGAUAACGUCAACCUACUUGUGGCGCUUCGCGGGAUUCAAGGAUUCGGUGCAGGCAUGUCCAUUGUCGGCAGCGUCUCCAUGAUCACGGAGCAAGCCACAAUGACCGUCACGAAUGCCAUCAGCAUCACGGAACUGGUCGUGGCGGUGGCAUUCGUCACGGCCCCUGCCAUCGGCAGCGUCCUGUACGGCUGGGGUGGCGUCUCGUUGCCUUUCUUGGCGUCUGGCGUCGCCCAGCUCGCGUGUCUCAUGAUCAUCCCGUCGCUCUUUGUCGAGUACGGCCUCCCCGACGGCCUGCUCUUCGAAGUCGCUCGGCCGGGCGCCGAACCCACGGUGCCCCUCCGCUUCCUCGACGUCCUCACGCCCACCUCCGUCGUGUGUCUUGUGGUGACGACGGUGGCCAUGGGUGGCUUCGGGCUCGUGGACCCCACGCUAGGCACGCACUUGCAGCACUCCCUCGGCGCCCAACACACUGCCAUCGGCAUCGGAUUCAGCGUGUCCGCGCUGCUAUAUGUAGCCGGCGAUCACGCGUUCGCGUACCUCACGAUGCAGUGCGGGUGCAAACCUGUCAUCCUACUGGGGCUCACGUGCCUCAGCAUCAGCUUCAUGUGCCUCGGUGUACCGUCCCUGGCCGGCGUCCAUGACUCGACCACAGCGUUAUGGAGUCUUGACGGCAUUGCGCUCGUUCUCUUCGGCUCCGGCACGGCCCUGGCCAUUGCACCCGGUGUGCCGCUGUCACUGACGAGUUUGGAGCAAGUCAACUUUACCGAGGCGCGGUCACUGCUAAUCGGUCUAUUUGGCGGCGCCGUCUACUUUGGACAGGCUGUGGGGCCGUGGCUUGCAUGGAGUCUAAGCCAAGUCGUGCCGCGGACCAAUGGGUCCCCCCUCCCCUGGGUGUUUACCCUCUACGGUCUAGUCCUGGGUGUAGUGUGGGCGUACGUGUUCACUUGCCUUCCAAGCGGCGAUGAAAUCCAAGCCAAAGCCUACAGUCGCACGUUUAGCCUGCAACGCCAAGUGUCCGAGUACGGCCAAUUCGUAUCGAUCGACGACGAGGAAGACGAGGAAGACGAGGGGGACAGCGACACCCACUUGCUGGCUUUUGAGACCGGGAGCUAUGGCUCCAUGUCCCCUCCAAAGCCGUUCUGACCUUGAGCCACACAUAUAUUAACUUACAAACAAGAGUGACCCCCCCCCUCGUGUGCA
Molecule: messenger RNA, 1606 nt
Organism: Aphanomyces astaci
Lineage: Eukaryota; Oomycota; Saprolegniomycetes; Saprolegniales; Verrucalvaceae
Exons: 1
Coding region: 8-1549 (513 amino acids)
Biological process (GO): transmembrane transport
Molecular function (GO): transmembrane transporter activity
Source: RefSeq, a predicted model, not a curated record